AUGUCAGAACGCGAUCUAGUCUUUGAGUCGUACGAUCGCGGCUACAACGAAGCGCGAGCGCGCUUCGACGCAGAUGACUUAGACAGCGCCGUCGCUCUCGCACAAAACAUGCUGGAUGAUAGCUCUCUGCCUCGCUACCAUCGCAUCAAGCUCCUGCUCCUGAUGUCCGCAGCCGUAGAUGACUGGGAGGAAGUGGCCUCCAUGCUCGACGACGCCCAUCGGUUGUGGACCAUGACGAGGAUGUUCCAUCGUGAAGGCGAAAACGAGGAGGCUGAUACGCUACUCACCGACCUUCGCCAGUCGCUCGACUCUCUGAUCGCGCAGCACGCCGCCGACCGACCGAAGGAAGACGAAGAGGAAGGCGAGUACGGGGAGGAGCAAGAGAUUGAAGAGCCGAUGGAGGAGGAUGUUGAGGAGACUAUAACCCAGGGACGCAGCGACGAAGGCGGAGAUGUGGACAUGAAUGAGGUGAAGAAGGAGGAGAAGCUGUCGGGGGCUGGGGCGGAGGGCAUCAGUAUGUUGGAGGAGACUAGCAACGAGGGUGGUGAUGUGAAGUCGAGCGAGGUCAAGCAGGAGACGAGCGUAUCAAGCGCACAGACACCAUCACUCGGCACGAUUACCGACCGCACGAAGCUUCCAUUCCAGUCGCCAGUGAUUCCAACGAAGUACGUGAUCCCACAAAUGCGCGACGACACGAGCAAAGGACGUUAA
Saxophila tyrrhenica is the source of this 711-nucleotide messenger RNA. RefSeq lists its product as uncharacterized. The transcript has 2 exons. Bases 1 to 711 code for a protein of 236 amino acids. The record is from RefSeq and is a predicted model, not a curated record. NCBI's taxonomy places the organism in Eukaryota, Fungi, Ascomycota, Dothideomycetes, Mycosphaerellales, Extremaceae.